CCGCUUCCGGCGCCUCUCGCAGAGCCGUCAUGGCUUCCACGGGGGCGAGUCGCAGUCUUGCUGCGUCUCCGCGGCCGCCGCAGGGCCGCUCCUCGGGACAGGACAAGUACUCGGUGCUGUUGCCCACCUACAACGAACGGGAGAACCUGCCGCUCAUCGUGUGGCUGCUGGUGAAGAGCUUCUCCGAGAGUGCAAUCAACUAUGAAAUUAUAAUCAUAGAUGAUGGAAGCCCAGAUGGGACAAGAGAAGUUGCUGAACAACUGGCAAAGAUCUAUGGGCCAGACAAAAUUCUCCUAAGACCACGAGAGAGAAAGCUGGGUCUCGGAACUGCCUACAUUCAUGGAAUCAAACACGCCACGGGGAACUAUGUGAUCAUCAUGGAUGCUGACCUCUCCCACCAUCCCAAAUUUAUUCCUGAAUUUAUCAGGAAACAAAAGGAGGGUAAUUUUGAUAUUGUCUCUGGAACUCGAUACAAGGGCAAUGGGGGUGUUUAUGGAUGGGAUUUGAAAAGAAAGAUAAUCAGCCGUGGGGCCAAUUUUAUAACUCAAAUUCUGCUGAGACCUGGAGCAUCAGACUUAACGGGAAGCUUCAGAUUAUACCGAAAAGAAGUUCUACAGAAAUUAAUAGAAAAAUGUGUCUCCAAAGGCUAUGUCUUUCAGAUGGAAAUGAUUGUUCGAGCAAGGCAGAUGAAUUACACUAUUGGUGAGGUUCCAAUUUCAUUUGUGGAUCGAGUUUAUGGUGAAUCCAAGUUGGGAGGAAAUGAAAUAGUCUCGUUCCUGAAAGGGUUAUUGACUCUCUUUGCUACUACAUAAAAGAAAUGAUUCACUUAUGCUUCCCGUGUUCAUUUCAAUUAAAAGUAGAGAAGCCCGGGUCACUGAUUUUUAUCAAUGUUCUCUUAACACAUGAGCCAAAGGUAAGAUGCAUUUAAUGUGGAUCUUUUCUCUGGAGAAACUCCAUUUUAUAUUUCAAAUUAAAAUUUAAAGUUCUUGGUUUAGUGAGCAAUGUUCUCAAUUUUCAUGUACAUUAUACUGUAUUAACACCUAUAAAUAAAUGUGUAUAGGUUUUGCAUAAAAUGUUGCUGCUUUCAUUUAGAUAAUGUGAGUGCAAGUUUCUUAUGAAAAAACUGGAAUACUUCAUCAAACUAGAUGGUUAGUUCUUUAUCCCGAGAUGGCAGGAGGGGGGGGGGGAGGGCUUAAUUACACUUAGGAAAUACAGUGUGUGUGGGGAGUAGAAAAGAAGUAAAGGCUCUGACCUGAAGUCCAUCUCCGAGGUCUGAGCGGAGAUGAAGCAGUGCUCCCUGCGUGCAGGCUGAGCAUAGCCUGGUCCAUCAGAGCAGACCUGUGCUGAGUACAGUGUGGGGUGGGAAGCAGUGAAGCACUGGGUCACAUUAACUGUGUUCUUGGCUCUGUCUUCUUGAGCAAUAACUCCUAUUGGAAAGAGAAGUUUUUUAUCUCAAAAUAUUUGUACAUUAUUUCAAUACCUCAACAAACUUGACACCACAACAGAAAAAUACCUGUACUAUUUUUCUUCAUCCAGAAAAAUGUUCUAUUGUUAAAAUGAAGGCUAAGUUGCUCCAUGCAGUCAGGGAAGAUAUUUAUCAGUCAGUGAACUUCUGUCUGUAGCAUAGCUUUCAGAUCAUGUAGUAUGUUUCAGGGUCUCUCUGGAUGUUCUAGAACUGGCUUUGUAGACCAAACUCAGAGAUCCAUCUGCCUCUGUCUCCAAAGUGCAUGUUUUAGGUUUUGAGUGAAUACAUGACAUCUAGUUGCAUGUCCUUUGCAAGAAAAAAAGAACAGACAUCUGUCUCUAAGUUACUGCAUAAUCACAUUUAGUGAACAGAGUCUGGGUGUCCUAGCCCAAGCUGACUUCCAGCUUACUGUAGUCAAAGCUAGUCUUGAAUUACUGGUCCUGUUUCCUUCCUCUCUCAAGUGUGAGGACUGUGGUGUGCAUCAUCAUACACCCCAACCUGUAUACUUGUUUCCCACCUUACUUGGGCUGCUAAAGAAAUUGAAAGUCUUAAAUGUUCACUUCCAUCUUUCUAGCUGAUUGUAACAAGAAUGAAUGUGAGAUACACCUUCACUUUGCUUUGAGCAUGAAAGCCUUGCCAGGUAGUCACAUAGCUGGGCCCACAGUGCAUAUUCCAAUAAGAACAACUGUUGUUGUGUUCCCCUUUGCCAAAACUUGUCGCACAUCCAUGGGGAAGUGACUUGUUCAUCCUUAAUAACUAGAAUAUUUAUUAGUGUUCAAUUAAAUUUUGUUUUAAGCCAAAGUCAUAGGA
Messenger RNA from Mus caroli (Ryukyu mouse), 2275 nucleotides. RefSeq names its product dolichyl-phosphate mannosyltransferase subunit 1, catalytic (gene Dpm1). Gene Ontology annotation, molecular function: dolichyl-phosphate beta-D-mannosyltransferase activity. Gene Ontology annotation, cellular component: endoplasmic reticulum membrane. The record is from RefSeq and is a predicted model, not a curated record. Lineage: Eukaryota; Metazoa; Chordata; Mammalia; Rodentia; Muridae. Gene Ontology annotation, biological process: GPI anchor biosynthetic process; dolichol-linked oligosaccharide biosynthetic process; protein O-linked glycosylation via mannose.